ACCCUAAGAUUUGGAUUAGUUAACCGUACGGAUAUAAGUGUAUAUUUAUCUCUUUAAUAAAACAUUUUGGUCAUUUUGAUUCUUAGAGUCUAUAUUUGUGACAUAAACUUGCUAUCCUAAGGUAUUUCCCUUUAAAAAAAUUAACUUCUUUUUUAAAACUUGAUCUCACACAACAUAGAAUAUAUUUUCAAUGUAAUCAAAAUAUUUUAAUAAAAUAACUCUAUAACUCCAGAUCCUUUUAGUAAACCAAAAAUAUUAUAAUUUAGUUUGCUUGUUAAUUUUUAUAUUUCUUAUAUUUCUCAAAUUUUAGUUUGCUUGUUAAUUUUUAUUAUAUUUGUACAACCUAAUAUAACCAUAAUCAAAAUAUCCAAGUAUAUCAGAAUUAUCAUGUUUAAUAUUAUUUAAAAUAAUUGUUUGCUUACCUUUCAAUAAAUUUAAGGUAUAAAAUUAAUUAGAAUUUUAAAUUUUUUUAUUUAUGUUAAAUAUCGUUAUGCGUUAUGAAUUUUAAAAGUGUAUCGAUAUGUGUUCGUUCAUCACUUUAUUUUUUAAUAUUUUUAAAAAUCAACAUAAAUCUAAUUAUUAAAAUAUUACGAAAAUAUACUUACUUAACUAAGAUGAAGAAAUUAACUAAUGUGAUAAAUAAAACUAUUUUGAUUUGGCUUAAUUAGAAUAAAAAUAACUAUAUUUCAAUAUGAAUUUGAAAGAAUAUCUGUAACUUAAUAUAUUAACAAAAUAAGUAACUCAACUAAUCUGAUUUAUUAUAUCCAAAAUAAAACUUCUAAAUACAAUAAAAAGAUAUCACUUUUAUGAUAUUAUUUUAUUUCUUUUUAUACAUAUAGAUUGUGGAAUGCCUCAAUACAUUUUAAUAAAAAAAAAUAUUAACCAAUUGUUAUAAGUUAGUUCUCUUGUAAAAUUUAUAUAUGUGCAUGAUAUUUCAAAAUACUAUGAUUACAUUUAUUUAUGUAACUUUUGGUUCACUAACACUUUAUUUUAUCAUUUAUAUUCCAUUCUCAAAAUAAUAUCUAUUAAGAUAUACAUAAUUUUACUAAAUAUAUUUACAUGUCUACCAAAACAACAAACUUAACUGAAAAUAACAAAGUUAAUCAAUAUUUUAAAUUAUUUAGAACAAAAAUGUUAUAGUUAAAUUCAAAGUUGGUGUAAUCCAAUCUAUAUAAUCAAACAAUAAUAAAAGGGAUUGAGCGAGAGUUUUUAGAGAGUCCACGUAGGACAGAAUAAUUAGCCAAUCAGAGACUCUUUUUUUGACACGUCAUUAUGACUGCUUUCGUAUGGGCUUAAUUGUUCAGAUUUCGUAUGGGCUCUAUUGUUUUGUAUGGGCUUCAUUGUUCAGAUUAUCCUGCAGCCCAUCUUAUAAUGCCCAUAAAUCUGAUCUCUCUUCCAACGUUGAGAGCUUUCCUCCGACUCUUCCACCUCCGACUUUUCCACUUCAUCUUCUCCAACGCCUGCCUUUUUUCCCACUACGUUCUCAAUCAAUUACACUGUUAAAGAUGAUCUUCAAUGUUGUGAUUCAUCUUCCCUUUACUUCUCUUAUAUAUAGUUCUAUCCCUAAACCUAAUUGUACCCUAAAUAAAAAAACCUACUCUGCAAAAAAAAAAAUCUACGGCAAUGAAAUCCGCCGUAAAGUCUCAGCUUACCACCGGAAAAGCUCCCCUCGCCAUGUAUUUCAAUGACAUCUCUCGAGGACUAUCAGAGUCACAGCUCCGAUUUCGAGUAAUCCACUUUUGGGAGGCAAAAAAUAUAGCGAAUAGGACCCUCAUUGGGAUAGAGCUCCUGCUCAUCGACGAACAGGUAUAGGUUCUAAUCUUCAACUUUCAUUCCAUUCAUAAACCACCAUCCUUAACUUGAAUUAUUUCAACUCCUGCAGGGGACUGUGAUGCAAGGAUUUAUUUCCUCUUCUCGUGCUCCAACGUACCUGCCUCAUCUGAAAGCAGGAGCAACUUACACCCUUCAGAAUUUUUUGGCUGCCACAAGCAAGGAGAUUUACCGCGUCGCUGAUCAGAAUUUAACAAUUUCAUUCUCGAACGGCUCUGUUCUUGCUCCUCUCGACGACAUCCCCGUCUCCGUCUCUUUUCCAACCGACAGGUUCAGGUUCCACACACAUGAGGAUUUCCAAGCUCACCGUGGUCUCAGGGGCGAUCUCUACGAUGUCGUUGGCCACUUGAGGCUGGUGAAUGGUCAGUCUCUCAUUGACCGCCCCGUCCUUGACGAAGCCGAAGUAAUCAGCACGCGUCGUAUUUUGGUUCAUUUGCAAUCAAAAGAUGAACCUGUUAUGAAGCUCUACCUUUGGGACCAGGCUGCAAAGGACUUUUACAAGAAAUUCACAUCCAGUGAGGACACUCCCACCGUUCUUUUGGUCACGACCGUUAACCCAAAAGUUAUAGCAGGUAAUUUAGCUCUCAGUUCGAUGGCCUCCUCCCGUGUCUUUAUAGACAAAGAUAUUCAGCCCACGAUUGAUUACUUCAGCUGGUUGGGUUCUAACCCAGAGAUUGCAAAGCGGGUAAAUGCAGAUGAGGUUACUAGGUCUGAGACAAUGACAAUUGGGCAGAUCUAUGCUUACAUCAAGCAGGAAAAUGCCAAGGAAGCUUCUUUCGACUGCAUAGCCACAAUUGAUGAUGUUAAGCGUGACAGUGCAUGGUACUAUAUUGGCUGCAGCGGUUGUCAAACAAAGGCCACCAGAGGUCCUUCUUCGUUAAUGUGCGCCAAGUGCGGCAAAACUAAUGUGUCUGGUGUAGCAAAGUAUCUCGCAAAGAUCUCUGUCUAUGACAAAAAUGACCAGGCUGUUUUUGUCCUUCUUGGUGAUGCAGGAAGUGAGUUGACAGGAAAGAAUGCGGCAGAAUUGGUUAACAACUACUUUGAGGCUAAUCAAGACCUUGGUGCUGGCCAUCAGAUGCCUGUCCCCCAAGCAUUACUCGACACCAUUGGCCAAACACAUAAGUUCAGGGUCAAGGUGUCUAAGCUCAACUUGACAGGCAAGAUUCAGGCCAUAACCGUUACGAAGAUUGUCUCAUCAGAGGUUCUGCCACCUGUGCCAACUCCAACUGAAAUCCCACAUGAUGUGGAAGAUGAAGUUGCCUUGCCUUCUGCAAUUGUCAUUGAUGGCUCUGGAUUCAAAGCUGAUGAUGCGGACGGAAGUACCAGCAGCAUGGAUGAAUCACGCAAGGCUAAGCGUCCCAAACAUGGCAAAUAG
This is a messenger RNA of Brassica napus (rape), 3205 nucleotides long. RefSeq lists its product as uncharacterized. Gene Ontology annotation, cellular component: nucleus. The transcript has 8 exons. The record is from RefSeq and is a predicted model, not a curated record. Gene Ontology annotation, biological process: DNA repair; DNA replication; DNA recombination. Bases 1892 to 3205 code for a protein of 437 amino acids. Gene Ontology annotation, molecular function: DNA binding. NCBI's taxonomy places the organism in Eukaryota, Viridiplantae, Streptophyta, Magnoliopsida, Brassicales, Brassicaceae.